Messenger RNA from Scomber scombrus (Atlantic mackerel), 3066 nucleotides. Its product is annotated as protein shisa-4-like. Lineage: Eukaryota; Metazoa; Chordata; Actinopteri; Scombriformes; Scombridae. The transcript is spliced from 5 exons. Bases 58 to 870 code for a protein of 270 amino acids. The record is from RefSeq and is a predicted model, not a curated record.
CCUCCUCUCCUUUCUCACAGUUUCCUGCCUGAAUCCCGGGAAAGAAGUCGCCUAGCCAUGGCCUCAGGCCUGCCCAGUGUUGUAGUGUUGGUUUUAUGUGUGGUUCUGGCUCCUUCUGUAUCGGGGGACAAGGACUGUGACGACUACUAUGAUGCUUCCAGCGUUUACCACCCGUCCCAGACAUGCACCCAAGGCUUUUGCUGCGGCACCUGCUUCGACAGAUACUGCUGUAAGGAUAGUUUCUACCGGAUGACGGAGUCACGACUAGAUGCCUGUGACGUAUUCACACAUCAUAAUUCCACAUUGUCCAUGGUCCUCGGUAGUACUGCAUUUAUCAUCGUUUUGUUCAUCUCCAUCUGCUGCUGUGUCUGUCCCUGCUGCUGCCUGUACAAGAUGUGCCGUAAGCCAAGGCCUGUGAUAGCUACUACCACCCACACAGUGGUGACCACCACUCCUCAGAAUUACCCCCAGCAGCAUAUGGCACCAGCCGGACAGCCCCAUAAUUUCCAGGGGGGCCAGUAUCCACCCUACCCCGCCGUACCAGCCCAACCAGGUUAUGGAAGCCAGCCUAUGCCACAGGGCUACGGGACUCAUCCCCCACCCUCAAUGCAUUACCAGCCACAACCUUUCACACCGGGACCACCACCACCUACAUAUCAAGAAGCCACUGAGUUCGGUCCUGUCUACCCGAACAGCCCGAUGUCUUACAGCCAGGCUGCGUUCGCCCCUGGCCAGCCGCCGUACCCUCUACAGCCUCCCACGCAGCCGAUGCAUCCGAUACAGCCCAAUGCUCCACCCGCCCAGCCGGACUUUCUUGAGCAGCCAGCAUACAACCCAAGUUACGUCGCACCGCCACCCAAGAAUGGAUAGUGGACCACAGUGACACAAUCUCUGCCCCUUUUGAACGUGCUGCAACAUUUUGGAACUGGGCAGAGCUGGAAAUGCGUAACGUUGAAUAAAGAUGCGAGUCGUUACUGAGCAUCUUGAUUCAUGUGUUUUGGUGGUCAUAUAUGAGAAUAUUACAACAUAUUUUCAGUAGAUGUAUUGCAUCUAUUCUUUUGGUAGAGCUGCCAAGUGAAAAUGUUGAUACCUCUUGGCUUGUAUUGCAUGGACAUACAAUAUACAAGUGGUGAGAUUUUAUUUUUUAUUUUUAUUUUUUUUUACAUUUUCUUUGUGGCUCUAUCUUAGUCAUCUUGGUGAAUUUAACAUUAAGCCACUGAGUCUGAUUUUUAAAGAGUAGAUGGAGUAGCUUUGUCAUUUUUCUGCCUUCUGAACAUGCCUCAACAUCUUCAUCCUAUUAUGGGUCUAGACUGUAAAUGCUGAACUCGCCUGAUCUCUUAAUCCAUCUGCAGUGAUUGGAGUCAGACUCAGUGGUCAAACUUUGGAGGAGUUUUGGUAGUCACGGUCAAAUUGUCUUUUUUCCCACUGUUAAAGUGCCUUGAGCCUUUUUUCAUACACUUUCUAAUGUUUGUUUUGUCCCCAGUGCUUUUGAUGGUGUACAAAGCAUUGUAUGUGUUAUACAUUCCCACUGAAGGAUUUAUGGUGGAUGUGAUUCAUGUCAAUGCCAAGGAGUGAAUGUGCUGUGUUCAGGGAAAAAAAGGUUUUCUAAUAACCUUCUAGAAAAAGGGAAUGUUCAUCACGUUCUAUGCAACCUGCCGAUAUACUGUAGCAUGUCAGCUCAACAAACUAAGCCAUGCAUGCAGGGAAAGUUCACUUUAUUCUUAAUGUGUUCACGCAGAGGUUGAUUUUACAUGGCAUUUUUCUUUUUCUUUUUUUCAUUUUUGCUCAGAUUUUUCAUUCAUUUGUCCAUCUGUACACGUGAUGAAAUGCAUCGGCAGCCUUGAAUGAAACAACCAAAGGAGAAUUUUUUUUAUCAGUCAACCAAACAUUUCUAUAAUAGUCCACAAAAAAGAGACAUGGCUAUACUUGCAAUGCAAAAACAAUUGUGCCUUGUUAACCGUGUGUGAGGUUUUUUUUUUUAAUCAAACAAAAGUGCAUUUUAAUAUCUGUUUGUUUCAGAUACUGUUGAGUUAUGUUCACUCAGCUUUCAUUCACUUCAGACAGCCACCACCAGACACCAUUUUACCAUGUUCAGCAUUGCUGCCAUCAGUCUAGUCUAGAUAAUUUGUGAAGCCUUUCAACUUUCUGUACAUGUUACGAAUCUUUAAAGGUUGUCAUUUUCUUACUCAGUAUUUUGCUGAUUGCCUUUUCAUUUUAAAAUCUUUUUUUUCUGAAAGCUAUUGUCACAUUCACAUUUAUAACUGUCAGGUUUGAAAAAGUAAGGUUUUUGUUUGUUUUCUUUUAACUAAAAACUUAACCAAGAAGCCUUCUUUGUUCUGCUCUGCUUUGUCGCUUGUUCCUCUGUGAUAAAACCAUCACUUCUGCUUUCUCCUGAUUGGAAUUACUUGAAAAUAGCUUUGCAAAAGUGACCCUUUGUUUUCUUGUGACCAAACUGAAGUUGGAGAAGUACAGUCAGUCACAGUUCAUGUGACAGGCUAGACCUUGAUCUGUCCUGUCACAUGAUCAAUGUCCAUGUUAGAAAUCCCUGAUUUUUCUACUUCCCGUAAUUAGACUUUGGUAGUGGUAAAAGAAGAUAGUAGCUAAUAUAUUACAUUACAGUGUGUCAUUAUGUUUUCAUCUUGGGUAUGGGCUUCAGAAUGACUUUCUGCCACAUCUGGGCUGUGGUUUGUUUUAUCCACUGAUGUAUGACCACAUGUUAGAUAAUGAAAGGGGCCUGAUCUCUCCACAUAUCUUUGUAACAGUUUGUGAGGAAUGUACAUGCAUGUGUUUCCUACAUCGACCGAGCGAUUCAUCUGUUGUAGGCUUGCCUUUUGUAUGAAAUCUUCCUUCAUGAAAGUGAACCCUUUAUUUCACCACUUUUGGCCCGUUUUAUUCUUCAAAGUGACUUAAGUCAGGAGUGUUUUUAUUUGUGUGGAUUAUAGCUUAUAUUUGUCAUUAAGAAAUGUCUUUGUCAUUAAGAAAUAAUUGAAUAUAUGUACUUUUUAUUUUGUUAAAAACCCACCACAUCACAUUCUGUAGAGUUCAAUAAAAUAUAUAUUUUCUGUU